This is a messenger RNA of Dentiscutata heterogama, 866 nucleotides long. The record is from the annotation of a GenBank genome assembly. Lineage: Eukaryota; Fungi; Glomeromycota; Glomeromycetes; Diversisporales; Gigasporaceae.
CUAAGCUAAGAGAGUUAGAAGAAAAUGAAAACUUAACUCCAAAAUAUCCCUGUAUUACAAGAUGGGCAACAUUUUUAAAAGCCACAGAGACUCUUUUAUCAACUCGAAAUAAUACAAGUUUUUGGACAAAACUUGAUAAAUUUUUUAAUAUAUUAAAACCAUAUGAUUAUAUAGUUAAAAUUUUAGAAUCCGAUAAAGUAACACUUGGGCAUAUUUCAGUAUGUUGGGCAUGGCUCAGAAAAAUUAUCAACGAAUUACCUGAUGAUAGUAAUUUUUUAGACUUUAAAGACUUAAUGUUAGAUGAAAUUGAUAAUCGGUGGGAAAAAAUUUACAAUCCAAUUUUUGUAAUUACAUGGUUCUUACAUCCACACUAUCACGGUAAAGGAAUAAGAGAGGAAAGACUUCUGCAAUUACAAGAAGAUGCGUAUAGCCUAUUUUGUUUGCUAUAUCCAGAUAAAGAUAAUGAUGCAUUUAUUGAUGAAUGGCUUAUGUAUCAAAAUUAUGAAAAAUUUUUUAACAAAAAUUUAUCACUUAACCAUCCUAGUAUUACUCAAUCACCGUUAAGAUAUUGGCGAACUGUAUUUAUUCAUGCACCAAAUUUAGCCGAGUUUGCUUGUAGACUUUUUUCUAUACCGCCAAAUUCAGCAACAUCUGAAAGAGUAUGGUCAUUAAUGGGUAAUAUUCACACAGAACAGCGUAAUCGAUUAACACCUUCUAAAACUGCCAAAAUGGCAAAAAUUGCCUGGUAUUUAAAAGGUAAGGCAGAUAAAAUUAGUUCGACAUCAACAAUUAAUAUGCUAGAUAAAGAUGACGAAUUAGAUGACUGUGAUUAUGAAGUAGAUGAAAUAAUAAGUAAUUUAGAAGAA